CAGUAAGAACGAAACUGAAUUGAAAAUUUUACUUCUCACUUAUUUUUCGAUUAAAAGGAUAAUUCAUAAAACACAUUGCUUUAUAUUUUAGAUGAGAAUAUUAUUAAACUGGCUGAAAAGCCAAUAGACUGCUAUGACCUCAGAAUAAAAGGUCACAAUACUAGCGGUGUGUAUACUAUAUGGCCACGAUGUCGUCUUUCGUCCUGUAGAUCUCUUGAAGUAUAUUGCGAUAUGGAGACGGAUGGAGGAGGAUGGACGAUUAUACAAAGAAGAGGAAAAGGAUUUAGUUCUCCUGAUUCCUUUUAUAGGGAUUGGAAAGAAUACAAAGACGGAUUUGGAAACGUCAAUAAUGAUUAUUGGCUAGGUAACGAGAACAUAUUUUCUCUAACCAAUGAGGGGCUUUAUUCAGUUCGAUUCGAUAUCACAGAUAAAGAUGGAAUAAGCCGCUUUGCUCUUUACGACAUAUUUGCAAUCGAUGAUGAGAACAAAAAUUACAGGAUACACAUUAAAGGUUAUAGCGGUGAUGCAGGAAUGGGAUGACAGAUAUCGAUGGUCGCCCUUUCUCUACGAAAGAUAGAAAAACUGAUGAAGAUGUUUCAGAACAUUGUUCAAUGACAAGGAAAAGCGCUUGGUGGUACAACGGAUGUACCUCUGUUAAUCUGAAUGGCUUGUACAUGCCUGGAGUUGAUGAUAAAAAGAGCAUGUAUUGGCACAAGUGGCAGUCCUAUGUAGGAAUGAAAUAUUCUACCAUAAAAAUUAGACCCAAGAAUUUAAAGAACUUCAUUUAGAAUAUUGUUCCUUUUUACAAAUGAUGUCAUUUUAAAUUUACUUAUUCUCAUACUUAAUUUUGUCUAUAAAUUUUGAGUUUACUUGGUAUAAAGAAAAUGUAUUUUAUAUAAGAGAAAUAAAAACAUUUUGUAGUGAACUAAUAAA
This is a messenger RNA of Stegodyphus dumicola, 933 nucleotides long. RefSeq names its product techylectin-5A-like. NCBI's taxonomy places the organism in Eukaryota, Metazoa, Arthropoda, Arachnida, Araneae, Eresidae. The record is from RefSeq and is a predicted model, not a curated record.